This is a messenger RNA of Linum trigynum, 3717 nucleotides long. The record is from the annotation of a GenBank genome assembly. NCBI's taxonomy places the organism in Eukaryota, Viridiplantae, Streptophyta, Magnoliopsida, Malpighiales, Linaceae.
CAAUUGAAAGCAUACUGUCCUUCACGAAUAAUGCUAUAUAUUUCACAGAUCCGCGAGGUUAGGCCUGGCAUGGAGACGAAGAUAGAGGGCUUGGUUUAGCCAAGGAUGACUUGCCGGCCGACGGCCAGCUGAGGGUGGCCGGCCGGCGAGUUAGCCUUGGCUACAUUAUGCUCCCUUCUUACCAUGCUAGACCAUGUAUUCCUCUCCUCUCCUUUGGCGCGCCGGACGGCGGCCUCUGAGUACGGUAAGAAGUUCUUGUAAUCAUGAUUGUAGGCCGUGAAUAACGUGUCAAGAAGAAACGUACCACGAAGAAAUGAAUAAAAGAAUAAGAGAAAUGAAAUGGGUGAUGUACUCUUCAGUAGAGGUUCACUGAUCGACAAAAAAAAUUGAAUGUAUUGAGUGAGUAAUAUCACUCAAAAGCAACAAACCAGGAUUAAUAAUUUUUUGGUAAAGAUAGAAUAUCUUGAUUGAAAACUUUGCUAGUGGUAUAGGUUAGGGUUAGAAUUUUAUGAACUCAUUGAACAAAAGAUUGUAAAAUAUUUUUAUUAAAUUACAGAUACAAAUCAUAUAAAAAUAAGAUACUCGCUAGAUGGGCCGGCUACAGAUCCAUACACCCGAUAUAAAAGAAAUUAGUCGGCCCACAAGUCGAGCCCAUCGCUAGUAGGGUAGUGUUCGUCAGAGUAACCGCCGUUCGUUCGUCGCCGACUUAAAUCCAACCAAACGUAUCAAAUGACGUGGCGGUGUUCCUCUGAUUCAUAUUUUUUACAUCUAUAUAAUUUAAUUUUAUUAUAUUCAUUGAUUUUCUCUUCAAUUCUAUCGAUCCGAUCCGACCGUCCGAAAAUCUUUAAUACAAUCAACUACCAAAAUAUCAAAUUGGAUUCCUUACUGGUCGUCUUCCUUACACUUCUUCUACUUUCUCCCCUCCGUCGUGACUUUCGGGUGACGGAUCCGGCGGUUCAUGGCGGCCGCUAAGUUUCUGGUUUUCUCGCUCUUCCUCGCCCUAGUUCUCACCACUGCUUGGGCGGACGCCUCGGCCGAUAGCGACGGCGAUGUUGCUGCGCCGGUGAGUCAAGUCACUGGAUCUAAAGACCUCGAGACCUCCGCUCUGAAGAUCGAACUCGACCAGCUCACGUCCAAGAUCCAAUCCCUUGAGUCCAAGAUCAAUAAGAAGACAAAGGAAUUGAAGGCGAAAGAUGAGAAAUUGGCUGAGAAGGAUAAACUCAUCAAAGAUAAAGCAGAUAUCGUUGGGUCCCUGCUGAGUGAAAUAUCCUCCCUUCAGAAAAGAGGGAAGUUGGAUGACGCUGAACAGCUGAACAAGGCCAAUGCACGAGCUGCAGAGUUGCAGAAGCAGUUUGAGAAACUUAAAAAUGAAUUUGAAGCACAAAAUGCUGAGAAAGAGGCUCUGGGUACCAAAGCUAGUGAAGGUGAAAGGAAGGUUGAUGAGUUGAACUUGAAACUAAAGAAUCUUCAAAAGAUCAGCGAUGAUCAAAAGAGCCAAAUCCGCAAAACAGAGCGUGCUCUUAAAGUUGCUGAGGAAGAAAUGCUGAAGGCAAAAUUAGAGGUCAGCUCGAGAACUAAAGAGUUGAUGGAGGUUCAUGGUGCCUGGCUUCCUCCUUGGCUUGCUGUGCAAUUAGUUCGUUUUCAGUCGUUGGCACAGAAGCAUUGGAAUGACCAUGGCAAGCCUAGACUGGAAUUAGUCAUCCAAAAGGCCCAAGAAAACAAGGUUAAGGCUGCAAAGUGGGCUGAGCCACACCUAGAGACAGUUAAAACUAAAUGGAUCCCAACUGUGAAGGAUCAGUGGGUGGUGGUAACAACUCAGGCUGAACCUCAUGUGCGGUCAUUGUGUGCAAAAAGCGUGGAAGCUUAUGAGACCUCCAAGACUGCAGUUACUGUUCACUUAGUUCGAGUACAAGAGAUUGUGGACCCUUACUUUCAGGAGGCUAAGAAGUUCAGUAAGCCAUAUAUUGAUCAUGUUGCCACCAUUACUAAACCCCAUGUCGACAAAAUUAGGGUUGUCGUGAAACCUUACACAAAGAAAGCAGUUCGGGCAUAUGGGAAGUUCCUGGAGUCGGCCACUACCUAUCAUCAUCAGGUGCAAGAAACUGUUCAAGAUAUCCUGAAAAGGCAUGAAUUGACAGAAACCCUUGCAACGAAAGAAUUCGUCUGGUUUGUGGCGUCAGCAAUAUUGGCCCUGCCUAUCAUUCUCCUGUCCAGAGUCUGUUCAGCUGUUUUCUGUAAGAAAUCAAAGAGACCAGCUAGAAGUGCCCAUUCCAGCCACUCCAGGCGGAAGGGUAAAAGGGCCCAUGCAGAAAAGUGAAAUUAGCUGAAGGUCGUGUUUGGUGCCUUCGAUCAUGGCGCGUUCGAGGUAUGCUUGAUCAUCGUGAUUGUUGCUGUCAAUAAGCUACAUGUUAUGGUUGUUCUAACCCCUGUUGACUUUCCCUACUGCAGAUGGCACUAGUGGUCUUCAUGGCUAUUUCGUUUGUAGGGGGUAUAUUCUUCAAGCUCGUGGGCGAAAAUUCGAGAUUGGUUCGAGGCUCUGGAGCUCCUCCUUCAGUUUUUAUCUUUGUUGCCAAUGCCAGUUGUCUGUGAGAAAGUGUAGAAGAACGAACACCCCAGUUUCAACACAAUAGUUGCUGUAGUUUUUUGUACCGAGAAGAUUUAGAGAGAGAUGUAUUUUAUGGGGCUAGAGAUGUAGUUAUCACUCAGAGUCAGUGAGUCAGUGUCACACAUUGUAUUUCUUUCUUUGCACGGAAAAGGUCAUAUUUCAUUCACAAAGUCGAAAAUAGCUUCAAACGUGUUGUGGUAAACUGGUAGUUAUGGAAUCUCUCUUUUAUGUACACGAACGAAUUUUACUCUUUUUACUGGUUUUUCCAUGUCUUCGGAGAUGCUAAAUGUGAUUCAUCAUUUGAUUCGAUGAAGCGAUUGGAUGAGCUCGGUCGUUAAACUUUCUACCUGAGGUUAAAUUGGCGGACGGGUUUUUUUUUUUAUAGAGAAAACUUGUAAUUAUAAUUUGACUAGUUCAUAUUUUGCUAUGUCUUACAUGUACAAAAUUCGAAUUUUGAGUACUCAUGGAUAGUAUGGUUUAACUUAAUAUAUACUAGGUUUUCUUUUCCCGCGCUCUGCGACGGAAUGGGCGUGCUAAUUUAGUUAUUAUAGUUCAAUUUUAUGGAUGCCUACUCAGAUAUAAUGAAUAUGAUCAAUGAGUUUAUCUAAUAAGAAAUUCUUAAUCAAGAUGCUCAUUUUAACACUACCCAAAUUCAAUGGGCGAGUAUCAAGCUUGAAUCGGAUGCUAUACGGUUGUAAAUAUAUAAUAAAAGUUUGGUACCUAAUUUGAAUAGAAAUGUUUGAACUUAAUAUUCUUUUUUGGCAACAUGAUCGUAUACUCACUCAAAUGAAUGGAAAAUGUCAGUAAAAAAUGUCAAUGUUUAACUGGGCCAAUGAUGCUCACGGGCUUUCAUUGAUCAAUUUCUAAGUUUGACCAAAUAAAUAACUUAGAGCCCUUGUAGCCAUCGAUCAAAGUUUGUUCUCCAACUAAUUAACUAUGAAAUUGGUCAGAACAUGCGAGCUAGAGUACAUAUUACAUAAUUUAAAGUAUGCAUAUCUAUGCAACUACUUCCAGUUCCAAAAUUUAGAAGCGCACAUAAUAAUAAUAUUAUUAUUAUUAUUAUUAUUAUUAUUAUUAUAUAUACAUGUCGAGAACAAAACAUAACUUGAUGA